UGGUGAUGAUGAUGGUGUGAGCCUCUCUCAUUCUCUUUGUGUGUGUGUGAUGGCAGCAAAAGUUGAAUGAUUCAGUCAUUUUUUUCUUAUUCAUUCGUCGAUGUUUGUGAUGAUGAUGAUGAUUAUUAUUAUUAUUAUGGUUCAUUGUCAAUAUCAAUAGCGAGGAAUUUUUUUUUGUGUUUUUCUUUGUGUCGAAUUUCUAUUCUAUAUUAAAUAUUAUUCAUUAUUAUUUUUUGUCCAUCAUUUAUUCCUGGUGAAUUUUUAAAGGGUAAACAAUUCAAAAGAAAUAUCUAUUUCUUAAUUAAUCAACGAUGACAACUGAAACAUCAAAUUUGCGACCACAACCGGUUGAUUUUAAUGCCGUAUGGCAAACGAUUCGUGGAACAAUCAAUAAAAUUCUAUGCCUAAAUUAUGUAUCAAAAGAUGAAUGGGGUGAUCGUUUUCAUGAUAUUUAUAAGCUUUGUAUUGCUCAUCCUGAAUCAUAUUCUGAUCGAACGUAUCAUGAAACAAGAAAACUAUUGGAAUCUCAUGUUAAAUUAAUCUAUGCUUCGGUACAAGAGAAUCCAUCGAAUAUGAAUGAUUUGCUCCAUAUUUAUUAUGAAAAAUGGCAAAUCUAUCAACAGGCAAUUGAAUAUCUAACACUGUUAUAUAUUUAUCUAAAUACACAAUAUGUACGUAAAUUUCGUCAUGGUAACACUGAAUUAGGUGAUGAUUCAAGAUCGAAUGAAAAAUUAAUGGAAAUCAAUGAACUUGGUGCACAUUUAUGGAAAAUGGAAAUGAUUAUGCCACUGAAAGAUAAUCUUGUUGAACUUUUAUUACAAGCUAUUAAUGAUGACCGUUGUGGUAAACCACAGAAUCAUAAUGUAAUAUCAUCUGUUAUUAAUUCAUUUAUAUUGAUGGAAAGAUUUGGUAACAAAAAUAAACCAGUAUUGUAUCGUGAAUUAUUCGAGGAACCAUUUUUGAUGGCAACUAGUACCUAUUAUAGUCAUGAAGCAAAAUUAUUGUUACAAAAUAAUGAUUGUUCAAAUUAUCUAGAGAAAGUACUCAACAUUAUAAAUGUAGAGAAAGAUCGUCUUUAUAAAUUGAUACCAAAUGAAUCACAUCAACGUGUAAUUGAAGUUGUCGAAAAAUGUAUGCUUGGUGAUUAUUUGGAUUUUUUUCAAAAUGAAUGCCGAUUAAUGGUCAAGAAUGAAGUGAGCCGUGAUUUACGUAAUAUGUAUCUAUUAUUGAAAUCAAUUGAAUCUGGUCUAAAAAUAAUGGUCGAUCAAGUUGAGUUGCAUAUCAAAGAGAAAGGCUUGGAAGUAAUAAAAUGCAUAAUCAAUUCAAAAGAUGAUAAUCAUAUUCAAACAUUUAUUGAAGAAAUACUUAAAGUUUAUUAUCAUUAUCUUCAUUUAAUUGAAAACAUAUUCUCUGGUGAUAAGAUUUUCAUGUCAGCAUUGGAUCGUGCAUGUACAGCGAUUAUUAAUUAUCGUGAAAAUACUAAACAACCAUGUAGAUCGCCAGAAAUUCUAUCACGUUAUUGUGAUAAUUUAUUGAAAAAAUCUGCAAAAAAUUCAUCGGAAAAAGAAAUGGAAACCAAAAUUACCGAAGCGAUUAUUAUAUUUAAAUAUAUAAGUGAUAAAGAUAUAUUUCAAAAAUGUUAUUCAAAAAUGUUGGCCAAACGUUUAAUACAUUCACAAUGUAUUUCAAUGGAAAAUGAAGAAUGUAUGAUACAGAAAAUAAAAUCUGUUUGUGGUUAUGAAUUUACAUCGAAAUUACAACGAAUGUUUACCGAUGUCAAAGUUUGUGAUGAUUUUAUGGUUGGAUUUCAGACACAUUUAGAGAAUAGUAAUAUAAAAUUACCAAUGUCAUUCUCAGCAUAUAUAUUACAGGCAUGUGCAUGGCCAUUCUCACAGACACCGGUAUCGAAUUUUAAUAUACCAUUAAUAUUUGAAAAAGCUGUCCAUGAAUUUGAACAUUUUUAUUUGAAUAAAUUUAAUGGUCGUAAAUUGAAUUGGAUAUUCAAUGUAAGUCAAGGUGAAGUGAAAUUUUUAUAUACAAAAAAAUUGUAUCAAAUUACAAUGAAUACAUUUCAAAUUGCCAUCAUUUUGUUGUUUGAAAAUGUUGAUGAAUUAUCUUAUGAAGAGAUUCAGCAAAGUACCAGUCUAAAUGAUGAACAAUUACAAAGGCAUUUACAAUCGUUUACUGAUUUGAAAAUUUUACUCAUCAACAGUCCAUCAUCACCACUAUCAUCAUCAACAUCAUCAUCAUCAUCUUCGAGUUUAUCGAUUCAACAGGCCAAACAACAACAAUCAACAUCGGAAUCGUUUCCGAAAUCAACAAGAUUUUUAUUGAAUAAAAAUUUUGCAAGUAAACGUAUGAAAUUCAAAAUCAAUGUACCGCCACCAAAAGAAAUUCAGCAAAAAGAAGCCGAACAACAGAAUGCAUCGGUUGAAGAGGAUAGAAAAAUGUUUUUACAGGCUGCAAUUGUACGUAUAAUGAAAACACGUAAACGAUUACGACAUAAUGCCCUGAUCGAAGAGGUUAUUAACCAGGCUAAACAACGUUUCAAUCCAAAUGUACCGAAUAAAAAAGCAAUCGAUUCAUUAAUUGAAAAACAAUAUAUUGAUCGAUAUGAAACUAGUGAUGAAUAUCAUUAUAUGGCCUAAGAACAAAAAAAAACAUUUCAAAUUUAUUUUCAAACAAACCACAGAUUCUUUCACUUUCAGAAAAUAUAAUAAUAAUAAUAAUAAUCGUUUUAUUUGCCACA
Molecule: messenger RNA, 2749 nt
Organism: Dermatophagoides farinae (American house dust mite)
Lineage: Eukaryota; Metazoa; Arthropoda; Arachnida; Sarcoptiformes; Pyroglyphidae
Gene: Cul2
Product: cullin 2
Biological process (GO): ubiquitin-dependent protein catabolic process
Cellular component (GO): cullin-RING ubiquitin ligase complex
Molecular function (GO): ubiquitin protein ligase binding
Source: RefSeq, a predicted model, not a curated record